AUGUCUGAAAAACAAACGGGACACUCCCUGGAGAGUGGCAUGUCCACUGUAUCACCCACCAAUGGAUCAAACGAGAAAGCGAAUGACAACUUUCUCAACCACAAAGUGCUGGAUGAGCUUGAGAAGCCAGCACAAAUACAAAAAGUCGUCCAAGAGGCCAUUCUACUUGCCGGUGGUGCAGCUGCAAUCUUAUUACAAGUCGCAGAGCCAGGUGUUGGCAAAGGCGUGGACGAACAUAGCAACUUCGCGUACAGGCCUAUGGAUCGUCUCCGGACGACGAUGACUUACGUAUAUUGCAUGGCGUUUGGCUCUCGAAGCGAGAAAGUGGCUGUCAUCGAGAUGGUUCAUCGGGCCCACGCUGUUGUGAAAGGGCCGAAUUACUCAGCAGACGACCCUCAACUUCAACUCUGGGUUGCCGCUACUCUUUACGCGGUUGGCAUCGAACUAUAUCAACAAAUGUUCGGUAAGAUGACAGAGCAGGAAGCUGAAGGUAUCUACCGAGAGUACUCCGUCUUGGCGGUAUCACUUCGUGUCAAGCCAGAAAUGUGGCCGGCGUCAAGACGAGCAUUCUGGGAAUACUGGGAUCACCAAGUUGAGACAAUGGAGAUCACCGAAAAUGCACGAAGGGUUGCCCAUGAUCUUCUUUGGAACAAAGAGUUGCCGCUUCAUAUCCGGCUCCUCCUUCCUGUUGUUCGCUUGACCACAGCCGAGUUGCUGCCCAAGCGAAUUCGUGAGGCAUACGGAUUGAAGUCUACGAAACUACGCCGCGGUGCCUACCGCGUGACUCUCGGACUUACAAAGGCAACUUAUCCUUGCUUGCCAAAGACCAUUCGGACCUAUCCGAUGCGGUACUAUUUGAAGGACAUGCGGCGUCGACUCCGAAAUGUGGCCUGA
Molecule: messenger RNA, 894 nt
Organism: Penicillium subrubescens
Lineage: Eukaryota; Fungi; Ascomycota; Eurotiomycetes; Eurotiales; Aspergillaceae
Product: oxygenase MpaB family protein
Exons: 1
Coding region: 1-894 (297 amino acids)
Molecular function (GO): oxidoreductase activity
Source: RefSeq, a predicted model, not a curated record